Paramecium tetraurelia is the source of this 2772-nucleotide messenger RNA. RefSeq lists its product as uncharacterized. The record is from RefSeq and is a predicted model, not a curated record. Lineage: Eukaryota; Ciliophora; Oligohymenophorea; Peniculida; Parameciidae. The transcript is spliced from 2 exons.
AUGAAAUCGAUGAAAUCGAGAUAGCCAAUCUAAGUGCAGCAACCAAAAAAGGAAAUACAGGCAGAAGAAGCCGGAAGAGUUUGUUGUUAUCAUUAGCCAUUAAGGUCCGUAAUUCAAGAUGCAAACCCAUUGCCUGUUGUUGCAGAAUAAAGAGCCUCAUCCUUUAUUUCAAGAUGUUUUAAAUCAAGUCCUGACCCAAAUUUAGUUUGGGAAUAACAUACAGAGAAGAAUUUGAUUAGUGAAUUCAAAGAGUUAAUAGAAAAUCGUUUUUAGGAAGUUAAAAGAAGCUCAAGCAUAUACAAAUACUAUGCUAAAAUAGGAUUUCAGGUAUUAAUAUAUUUUUUAAAUAUUCUUGAACUUAUCUUCACAUUAUGUUAUGAUUCAUAUAAUCAAAUCCUUGAUGAAGAUAGUUAUUAUGGGUUCUGCUAUAAUUUUUCUAUUAUUUUGUGUAUUUUACUUCACAGUGGAGCCUGGAUGUACACUUAUAAAUUCAGAGAAGUAGCUAAACAAAGUUUUGUUGUUGAAAUCGCCUACUAUAUAUAUUAUAUGGUGAUGGGAGCAUUGAGUUAUUUAAAACUAGCUCCCUUUAUUUAUUAUUUCAAUAGAGAUUAAUCAAUUAGAUAGUUCUCUUUUAGUGAAAUUAAUAAAUAUUUGUAAUUAAGCGGAGAAGAUAAAUUUAGAAAUCCCUUGUAUUCUUUUCAAAGAGAGAACAAAGCCUGUCAAUAUCUUUAGAGAUUUAAUAUUCCACAGAGUUGCUCUGCUUUCCAUGAUUAUUACAAUGACCAUUUAGACUAUUCCUUAACUCUUUAUAUAAGGCUUUUAUAACACAGAAAAAGGAUUAUGGGAUGGAUUUAAUGUGUUUAGUUAUUUAUUAUUACUUAGUAAUUUAAUCUAUUACUUUUGCGGAAUUAUAAUUCAUUAUUAAUUUAAACAGAUCUAUCAUUUAAAUUAGAAAAAAUUAAAUUAACAUUAAUUUAAGAAACAAAGUAAUUAUUAAAAUCUGAUUAAUAAUAUAUGGGGUUUGUUUAAUCUUUUUAUUUUCAUAUUAAUCCAACUAACUUCAGUCCUUAUUAGAAGAAAAGAUGUAUGAUUUAAAUAAUAAGUUCCUUAAUAAAGUAGAAAAAAAUUAAGAAUAUUGAAAUUCAUUUUAUUGAUAUAUAUGAAGAAAUUACCUUAAAAUAUUUAGCCAAUUGCUUUAAAUUGAUAAAUGUAGGAAAUAUAAGUCUUUUAUAUCAUGAUUAAAGUCGGUUAUAGUUUUUGCAAGGUAUAUUUGGAAAUGAUCCUAAGAUAACCUUUGAACAUUAAACCAUAGAUAAUCUUGAUAAACUUUGGAAGAAUGAUAAAAUUGACCUAAAUGCACAGAAUAAUAUUGACCCAAAUGCACCGAAGAAGGAGGUCACAUAAAUAGAAUUUAUCGAUAAUCCUAAAAUUACUUCGGGAUGGUAAUUAGUACAACAGAAUUAAUUUAUUAGAAAUGAUUUUAUAUAACUUUCUCAAGAUUUUAUAAACCUGAUUCCAGUCAACCUCAGAGGAUCAUUAUUUCCCUAGAGAGGAGUUAGUAGUAUAAUCAUCAAUUAACAAUCACAAAUAAUUGAUUAAACACCUUAAGUAUUAAAUGAGGAACCUUAAUUAAUUAUCAAUGAAGCAAAGUAGCAAAUUGAUACUAUAACCAAAAGAGCUCUUUUUCAAUAGGCAAUAGGGAAUAUUUAAUUUUUGUUAACUUUGUACGAUUAUUAUGAGGUUUGGAGCAAAUUGGAUUCGUAUUAAGCAACUAUUCAAACUAUUUGGUCAUUGUUGAAUGGGUCCUUAUAAAUUGUUUCUCUCAUCUAUUUGAAUAAUGAAGGUGAUAUGUUUAUAUCUGCAUUAAUUGUUUUAACUGCAGUCAAUCCAAUUUUAUAAAUGUUAUCAUUCGCUAUAUUUUAACAACGCGUAUUCAAAAGGUUUACAUUUUUACGAUAGUUAUCUUAUGUUCUGCUAUUUGCAACAUUUAACUUUUUAAAAAUAUGGGACAUCAUUAUGAUAUGUUUAUAUAUGGGUGUAUAGUAAUUUGCUGAUGAGGUGAAAAGAAGUUUUAGUUCUGAAGGUUACUUUAAGUUUAAGAGUUAUGCUUCAAAAUUUAAAGGCAGUAUAGCUACAACAGUAUUAUAGCGUGAAUCUGUUACUGUUGAUGAGAGAAACAUUUUAUAAAUAAAAAAUUAGCCAUUCUAUGAGGCUGUGAUGUGGAGAACCAAUGUUGAAGAAGCUUUGAAUAAAAUUCCUUAGUUCUUUGUCUACAUUUUAUCAUUAUCGUCUUAACAAAUUAAUGGAAUAUGGAUUCUGUCUUUUUUUCAACAAAUAAAAGAAAGCCUUUAGGCAAUUAAAGAUAUACUAGAGGUUGUUAUUAAAGACUACUUUAUUCCGGCUCUAAUUUUAAGUAAAGUUUCUGUUGAUUAAUUCUUUUAAUCUAUGUAAUAUUUGAAUUCAAUAUCAAAUUAAAUACUGUUGGAAUAUCCUAAAUCCUUCUAAAUUGUUUCAAAAGUAAAAGAAUAGCAUUUAAGAGAAAAGUUUACCUUUAAAAUUAAUAUGAAAUCCUUAAACUUCUCUAACUAUGCAGAUUUAAAAAAAUAGAAGAUGUUAGCCUAGUUUAGGUAUGUACUUGCUUAAAUAAAAACUGUUUUAGAAAUUGAUUAAGCUUAAAGAAUAUUUUGUAUGGGACCUGAAUUAAAUGAUUUGAUAAGAUGUUUAAAAGUUAGUCCGCUUUAUUAAUUAAAAUUGAAUUAUUAUUUUAGAUGA